Messenger RNA from Xenopus tropicalis (tropical clawed frog), 1889 nucleotides. It is a transcript of the gene kctd8, whose product is annotated as potassium channel tetramerization domain containing 8. The record is from RefSeq and is a predicted model, not a curated record. NCBI's taxonomy places the organism in Eukaryota, Metazoa, Chordata, Amphibia, Anura, Pipidae. The transcript has 2 exons. Gene Ontology annotation, cellular component: postsynaptic membrane; presynaptic membrane. Bases 221 to 1480 code for a protein of 419 amino acids. Gene Ontology annotation, biological process: protein homooligomerization; G protein-coupled receptor signaling pathway.
CCACUCUGCAGCUGCCGCUGCUGCUACUGCCCCCAGUCCUGCAGCACAUCAUUGCUCACUUCUGGCUUAGCUUUUAAGUCUCUGAUCCACUGCUGUGCUAUAUAAAUGGAAUGCGGAUGUAGCGCCUAAUUCUCCCUCUCAUUUAAUAUUGCUACUCCACUAAUAGCUGGGCUGUAUCUACUUUCUACCAAAACAUCACUUUUUUUUGAUUAUUGGAAAGAUGGCUGUGAAAGAUACAAUACUUCCCAUCAGCGAGAUGUCCUAUCCAUUUCCAGAUGUGAUAGAACUGAAUGUGGGUGGACAAGUUUAUGUCACUAAGCACACCACGCUGACUAGUGUACCGGAUAGCACCUUGUACAGCAUGUUUAACAGGAACAACGUCAAAGAAAUGCCAAGGGACAACAGAACACGCUUCUUCAUUGACCGCGAUGGGUUCCUCUUCAGGUAUAUCUUGGACUUUCUGAGGGACAAGCAACUCUCUUUGCCUGACCAUUUCCCUGAGAAAGAACGACUUCUAAGGGAGGCAGAAUACUUUCAGCUCGGAGACCUGGUGAAGUUGCUCACGCCCAAGGUAACCAAGCAAAGCUCUCUGAAUGAUGAAGGCUGCCAGAGUGAUAUAGAGGACAGUUCCCAGAGCAGUGACUUGGUGAGGACUGCGGCUCUAGACAAGAAAUCCGGUUUUAUCACAAUAGGUUACAGAGGUUCCUACACAAUGGUCAGAGACAACCAAGCUGAUGCCAAAUUCAGGAGGGUCGCCAGGAUUAUGGUUUGUGGAAGGAUAGCUUUGGCCAAAGAAGUUUUCGGAGAUACUUUGAAUGAAAGUAGGGAUCCCGACCGCCCCCCGGAGAAGUACACUUCUAGGUUCUAUCUGAAGUUCACCUACCUAGAGCAAGCCUUUGACAGGCUCUCAGAAGCUGGAUUUCACAUGGUAGCCUGUAAUUCAACAGGAACGGCAGCAUUCGUUAACCAGUACAGGGAUGACAAAAUCUGGAGCAGCUACACAGAAUACAUCUUUUACAGAUCCCCACAGAAACCAGUGUCAACAAAACAAGACAGUGAAGAAAUCAAACUAGAAAAAGUAGAAGAUAAAGGAAGUGAAAGUGGAACUUCGUGUAAUGAUUUGUCUACAUCAAGCUGUGAUAGCCAAUCAGAUGCCAGCACCCCCCAAGAGAAUACUGCCACACUUCCGCAAUCUGCCACCCACAAACCAAAUACCUUAACGUUGGAUCGUCCUUCCAAAAAGAACCAUGUCCAGUGGGUGCAACCUCCAGAGAAACGUAGGAAUAGUGAGCUCUUUCAAACCUUAAUUAGUAGGUCUCGGGAAACAAACCUUUCUAAAAGGAAAGUAUGUGAGAAACCAAGCAUUGAAGAAGAAAUGAAAAAAUGUAUACAGGAGUUCCAAAAAAUUAAAAUACCAGAUUUUUUUCCUGAGCAGAAACGUCCAUGGCAGAUGGAAUUACUUAAAAAGUAUGAUUUAUAGGGAGAGUUUAUUGACAAAUGCAUCCUAAGUGUGUGUUGUGUGUAUCUUGACGCAGCCAAUGUACUUUCUUCAUAAGGAACUAUACAAGAAAAUAUGGAUUCCUGCAUAUGGAUAAUAGGGUUCCUUAUGUUCCACAGUUCGAGAUAACAAAGAGUUAAUAACAUUGUUGCCUGGAAGCAGUUUUAAGGGGAAAGAAUUCUGCAUGACUUACAUUUUACAAGUUGAUAACUUUUACUGUCACCUUUGUAUUAAGUAGGGGGUUAUUGAAAUAACUUUUCACUUGAAGCUGUUGAUAUGAAUUUUUUUGUGAAAAUCUUUAUGAUAAAAAUGGCAAGUGUAAAUUCAGUAGAUGAUUAAUACACAUUUCCUAAUCAGUGUCAAUGUGAAUGCAAUAAAGCUAAUACAGUGA